Messenger RNA from Hipposideros armiger (great roundleaf bat), 1595 nucleotides. RefSeq names its product PITH domain containing 1 (gene PITHD1). The transcript is spliced from 6 exons. The record is from RefSeq and is a predicted model, not a curated record. NCBI's taxonomy places the organism in Eukaryota, Metazoa, Chordata, Mammalia, Chiroptera, Hipposideridae. Gene Ontology annotation, cellular component: nucleus. The coding region runs from base 112 to 747 and encodes 211 amino acids.
UUACGACGCGACGGCCACGGCGCGCUUGGCGGCGGGGGCGGCGGGAGCGGCGGGAGCGCGGUGCUAAUUGCGGCGACCCGGCUGAGAGGAAGCGCGGACGGCGGUGUCGCCAUGUCUCACGGACACAGCCAUGGCGGGGGCGGCUGCCAGUGCGCCGCCGAGCGGGAGGAGCCACCCGAGCAGCGCGGUCUGGCCUAUGGCCUGUACCUGCGCAUCGACCUGGAGCGCCUGCAGUGCCUCAACGAGAGCCGUGAGGGCAGCGGCCGCGGCGUCUUCAAGCCGUGGGAGGAGCGGACCGACCGCUCCAAGUUUGUUGAAAGUGAUGCCGAUGAAGAGCUUCUGUUUAAUAUUCCAUUUACGGGCAAUGUCAAGCUCAAAGGCAUCAUUAUAAUAGGAGAGGAUGAUGACUCACACCCCUCUGAGAUGAGACUGUACAAGAACAUUCCACAGAUGUCCUUUGGUGAUACAGACAGGGAGCCAGAUCAGACCUUUAGUCUGAACCGGGAUCCUACAGGAGAAUUAGAAUAUGCUACAAAAAUUUCUCGUUUUUCCAAUGUCUAUCAUCUCUCAAUUCAUAUUUCAAAAAACUUUGGAGCAGAUACCACGAAGGUCUUUUAUAUUGGCCUGAGAGGAGAAUGGACUGAGCUUCGCCGACAUGAAGUGACCAUCUGCAAUUAUGAAGCAUCAGCCAACCCAGCAGACCACAGGGUCCACCAGGUUACCCCACAGACACACUUCAUUUCCUAAGGGCUGCCAAGGCUCCCACUGAGGCCCUGUGUCAGUGAAGAUGUAUGACAACCUGUUGGGAAGGACGAAGAGAUGGGGCUCCAGAGGAGUUGGCUGCCACAGCCUUUACCAAGCUUUGUCUUUGGGCCUCGCUGCAGAAACCUGGCCUAUGGAAGAUACCACACCACCAGGGAGGGUUGUGUGGAUGCCAGGGGACAAUUCGUGGUUCUCUAGGGCCCUGUAGAAAUUGGGUCUUGGGCUGGUCAGCAUCUGGCAGUCAUGGAUAAUAUCUGCCUUUCCAGUCAUUAUGGCCAUGGGAUUCCAAGUGUCUUGUUUUGUGGCAGGAUUUUUGUGUGACUUGUUUUUUAAAAAAUGGAAACUAUUCCUGGGCUGUAGUAAACUUUCUGAAGCCUCAGCCUUGUGUUUGCAUUAGCCAUCAGGAGGGUCUCCAACUAGAAGUUCAUGUCCCUGCUUGCCCCUUCUCCCUGUCAUCGUUCAGCAUUCUUGUCAAGUUGCCCAACUUGGAGUUGUCUGUCAUGCAGUAGUAGCCUUCCAUGGUUAUAGCUAGAAGAGCAGGAAUCUCAUGAUGAUGCUUAAUUAAUAAUAGCUUGAGGAGAAGGUCUUUUUUCCUACUGCCUAGGUAAGCAGUCUGGGGAGAGCAUGGGCAUCAUUACUAUGUUUGUGGGUAUCCUGGUCGAGGUAAGAUUGGGACUUAGGUAAGAUUCCCCUUGGGACAUCCUUAAUGUUUAUUAGCUUCUAACUAGUGUUGUAAACCAAGUGCCAGAAUUUGGAGCUCUCAUUGCUUCUGUUCAUGACUUUUUAUUCACUGUGACUAAAUAAGCUUCCUAAUAAAUCCUUGCCAGACUUAA